CAUUGAUUAGGUUGUUGCUUGUUCUAAUGAGGAUCGAGAUGCAGUUAUUGAGAUGUCAAAGAGACUUGGGUUCCUCACAGGAAUGGAAUCAGAGAUAAUGCUCGAUGCCCAUGUCCAGGCUGGUUUUGUUGUGGGGUUGCCAUUCUCAAAGCCUGGUGGGCAUGAUUUCAGUGCCGCCAACAUUACUCCAAGCAUUUCAAACCUCGGAGCAACAAUGCUGAAGCACAGGCUCACCCCACCACCUGAUGAGGUGUACAGCCUUCAUAGGAAGCUUUCAGGUGCUUUCUUGGCUUGCAUUAAGCUUGGGGCUGUUGUGCCAUGUAGAGAACUAUUAUUUGAAGUCUAUGAGCGCUAUCAAUUUGGUGAAGAUGACCACGAGAUCUUGUCAAGUGCGUCAGUGUCUUGAUAUGUUCAAAGUUUCUUCCUGAUUGAUUCUUUCCUGUGCAAUAAUUUUGGGAAUGCAGUUGUCCAUCCCAACAUAGGAGCAAUUUUUUAACCUGUUACAAAAAUGGGGAUCUUGAAUGAAAUAAUGAACAAUUCAAGGCAAAGGAUGAUUACUUCCGUCCUUGGCGGAGAGAAACCUUUGACGCAAUUAUACCUUUUAGACAUAACGCCCUCUAUCCUGAUGCUUUAGUUAGCUUCAAGGUUGAUUUUUUUACUAAUUCUUGAUAAAUAAAAGUCAUAUUGAGUU
This is a messenger RNA of Rubroshorea leprosula, 691 nucleotides long. The record is from the annotation of a GenBank genome assembly. NCBI's taxonomy places the organism in Eukaryota, Viridiplantae, Streptophyta, Magnoliopsida, Malvales, Dipterocarpaceae.